Molecule: messenger RNA, 3271 nt
Organism: Pogoniulus pusillus (Red-fronted tinkerbird)
Lineage: Eukaryota; Metazoa; Chordata; Aves; Piciformes; Lybiidae
Gene: SLC18A2
Product: solute carrier family 18 member A2
Exons: 15
Coding region: 138-1694 (518 amino acids)
Biological process (GO): xenobiotic transport; aminergic neurotransmitter loading into synaptic vesicle; transmembrane transport
Cellular component (GO): terminal bouton; synaptic vesicle membrane
Molecular function (GO): serotonin:sodium:chloride symporter activity; xenobiotic transmembrane transporter activity
Source: RefSeq, a predicted model, not a curated record
GGGAGCGCGGCGGCAGCAGGUGGCUGCGGGACUCCCGUGCCCGCGGAGCUGCAGUCGCCUGUCCGCGCCUUGUCCCGGCGGCCGCUGACGGCCUUUGUCUCUCCGCAGCGAGAGCCGGCGCUGCGGGCACGGGGACCAUGGCUUGGGGCGAGUUCAGCCUCCUGCGGUGGCUGCGGGAGAGCCGGCAGUCCAGGAAACUCAUCCUGCUGAUCGUGUUCAUCGCCCUGCUCCUGGACAACAUGCUGCUGACGGUAGUCGUGCCAAUAAUUCCCAGUUACCUUUACAGCAUCAAACACGAGAAAAAUGCCACAGAAAUCCACACUGCUAAGCCUAAUGUAGUCUCAACAACACUGGACAAUUUUCAGAGCAUCUUCUCCUACUAUGACAACUCAACGAUGGUUACUGGAAAUGAAUCUGAUAAGACACAACCCAGAGAGCUGCAUCAUACUCAGACAGAACAAAUGAUAGUAAAUGUGACUCCUUCCCCAUCCGACUGCCCGAAGGAAGAUAAAGAUCUGCUGAACGAAAACGUUCAAGUCGGUCUCUUGUUUGCAUCAAAAGCAGCAGUUCAGCUAAUGACUAACCCCUUCAUAGGGCCACUGACCAACAGAAUAGGCUACCAGAUUCCACUGUUUGCUGGCUUCUGCAUCAUGUUUGUGUCAACCAUCAUGUUUGCCUUCUCUGGAAGCUACACAUUACUGUUUAUUGCAAGGUCCUUGCAAGGAGUGGGUUCCUCUUGCUCUUCAGUGGCAGGUAUGGGCAUGCUUGCCAGUGUAUACACAGAUGAUCAAGAGAGAGGCAACGCAAUGGGAAUCGCACUAGGAGGCCUUGCCAUGGGAGUAUUAGUGGGCCCACCUUUUGGGAGCAUCAUGUAUGAGUUUGUGGGGAAGAGUUCUCCUUUCCUGGUGCUGGCAGCACUAGCUCUGCUGGAUGGAGCUAUUCAGUUAUUUGUUCUGCAACCAUCCAGAGCACAAGCAGAAAGUCAGAAGGGGACACCGUUACUGACACUUUUGAAGGACCCCUAUAUCAUUAUUGCAGCAGGAUCAAUCUGCUUUGCAAACAUGGCCAUUGCGAUGCUUGAACCGGCGUUACCCAUCUGGAUGAUGGAGACCAUGUGCUCAAAAAAAUGGCAGCUUGGCGUUGCUUUUCUUCCAGCCAGUAUCUCUUAUCUCAUUGGAACUAAUCUUUUUGGGAUGCUGGCACACAAGAUGGGAAGGUGGCUUUGUGCUUUGCUUGGGAUGCUCAUCGUGGGAAUCAGUAUUUUAUGUGUACCAUUUGCUAAGAACAUUUAUGGGCUCAUAGCACCAAAUUUUGGAGUUGGAUUUGCUAUUGGCAUGGUGGACUCCUCCAUGAUGCCUAUUAUGGGCUACCUGGUAGACCUGCGCCACGUCUCAGUCUACGGCAGCGUGUACGCAAUAGCUGAUGUUGCCUUUUGCAUGGGCUUUGCCAUAGGUCCCUCUGCUGGCGGUGCUAUUGCAAAGGCCAUCGGAUUUCCUUGGCUCAUGACAAUUAUAGGGAUCGUGGAUAUCCUCUUUGCUCCCCUCUGCUUUUUCCUUCGAAGCCCACCUGCCAAAGAGGAGAAAAUGGCAAUACUCAUGGAUCACAACUGUCCUGUGAAAACAAAAAUGUACACCCAGAACAAUAUUCAGUCCUACCCCAUAGGUGAGGAAGAAGAAUAUGAAAGUGAUGAGUAAGAUGAAAAGCCAUAUGACACGUUUUUGGUGUACAAAAUGCAGUGUUUCAUGUGAAACAUCUCAUCUAGAUCUAGGUUUUAGUUGUACUCUACAUUUGAUAGCAAAAUGGUCACAAACCCCAAAGGUAUAGAAUUCAUUGCCCAUGGUUACAAGAAGCAGGCUGCUAACCACCUUGUAAGGGGAGGGAAAGCUUUUGUAGAGGGUUUGUACAGCAUUGAUCUUUACUUUGUGCAUUGAAUUUUAUUGAAUAUUACACUAUUUUUUAUUCAUUGUGUAGAAGAAACCUGUACAAAGGUGAAUUUUAACUAUUUUUGGCUUUUAAAGUCAACUCACUGACAUACAAUACUUACUGUUUUGUUUGGGGUCAUGAGUUGCUGUCAAGAGUGUGGAAGGGGAAAAGUAAAAAAAAAAACCUAAUACAUCCAAAUCCCAUCCUUUGAAAUUGUGUAUUUGUAAGUACAGGGAGAGGAGCUGAAGGCAGGAAUCCAGACUGUGGACAUUGCUACCACCUUUUGGAUCAACUUUAGGUCAUAUAUGAGUAAAAUAAAAGGCACAACUUCCUUGCCAAUUUAAAACAAAGGAAUCAGAGUGUCAGGGGCUGGAAGUGACCUUGGAAGAUCAUCCAGUCCAACCCUCCUGCCUAGAGCAGAUCACACAGGAAUGCAGCCAGGUGGGUUUUGAAUAUCUCCAGCAAGGGAGACUCCACCACCCCCCUGAACCCUUCCUGAACCACUCAAGCAAGGCUGGGGAAAUAACGUUUUAAAUAGCUAAGUGCAUUACCCUUAGCCAGCACUAUUAAUGACGUUUUAAUUAGCUAAGCAGUUGUGUAACAGGAACCUCCCUAAACACCAGACAGUGAGCAAAACACCUGGCUGUGAAUGUUCAGUCCCUUUCCCUUGCAGGGAAUAAGACCAGCAUGAGAAUGCCUUUUAUAUUUGUCUUUCCUUUUUAUUUUAGAUGCUGCUUAAGCAGCUGGUUAAGCAAAGCCACAGGACUGAGUCUUAGUCUACACUGAAAGUAAGUUGGUAACUUAAGCAGUCCAAACAAAAACCUGGUUUACUUGCACUGGCAAACACAUCUAGACACUCCACAGAGAGCUAGUUUUGGAAAAUGAGUUAAAAUAUCACCUUUGCUAAAAAUAAUUUGAGAAAGAGACCAUUUCUUGACGUUUUGGCACACAGUUUAAUGCAAGUAAAGCACUGCUAGCAGGAAGUCCCUCUCUGCACUGAGAAAAUCAAAGGCCAGACUUUGAAAGGAAGCAUUUUGAAACACUCCCACCAUCUUGAAACACUCCCACCAUCUAUAGCAACUGUGGUGUACCUUUUCAUUUGUAAAAUUAAGAUCUUUAUGUGCCUUCUUUCAUGUAAUUGCAGAUGUUUUAUGUACGACAGCAUAGCUACUAUGCUUACCUAUAGUUUUGUAAAGCCUAUAUCCAAUGGUGAGGAAAUAACAAAAAGCAGAGUGGAUCACACUUCAAGCAUUGCUUUGUCACUGAUGAUGCAUUCAGGCCACACUAAAACAAAGUUCUCUGAAAGAAGUUCGUGAUCUACUGUAAUAAAGGAUAAUUAAAACACAAA